CGUGCCCUUACUCAGUUAGGGUUUUGAGAUAUCCGGGCGAACUCACUGUCGCAGGUGAGUGAAACUUCAAUAGACGUAAACAAGGAUAUACAACUGCUUUAAAAGGACACAAAGCUACUUUAACAGGCCAUCUAGAAGGCUCCAGGCCUGUCUCUUCACAAUGGUCAACCCGCUGGACUCAGUCAACCCCAGCCAUGCUCUGUUUGAGGGCUUUGUCCAGGCGCAGACAUGUAAAGAGACGCAGCAAAACUUCACCGAGCUCUGCCGCCACCUGCAGGUCGACCCCAAAGACUACAAGCACUUCUACAGCAAACUGAAGGACAGACUGAACUACUGGAAGGCCAAAGACCUCUGGCAGAAGAUCGACAAGAGAGCCGCUCAUCCCGACUAUGACCAGGGAAAAGCAUGUCACCAAAACAAGUGUUUGGUGUUGGGCGCGGGUCCCUGUGGUCUCAGGACAGCCAUUGAAUUGGCUCUGCUUGGCGCUCAGGUUGUUGUUCUGGAGAAAAGAUCAUCUUUCACGAGGAAUAAUGUCCUGCAUUUGUGGCCCUUCACCAUUAAAGACCUUCUCAACCUCGGGGCAAAGAAAUUUUAUGGCCGAUUCUGCAGUGGCUCCAUCCAUCACAUAAGUAUCCGUCAGCUGCAGUUGAUUCUGCUGAAAGUGGCUCUGUUUUUGGGGGUGGAGGUUCACACUGGUGUGGCUUUUGAAGGUCUAAAUGAACCAUCAGGAUCUGCAGGAUGGAGAGCAAAUGUGUCUCCAAAGUCCCACCCAGUUGCAGAUUUUCAGUUUGAUGUGUUUAUUUCAGCCGGAGGGGGGAAAUAUGUGCCUGAUGGUUUUAAGAUAAAGGAGCUCCGAGGAAAGCUGGCUAUUGGUAUCACUGCAAACUUUGUAAACCGUCACACUAAACAAGAGGCUCAGGUGCAGGAGAUCAGCGGUGUGGCCCGAAUUUACAACCAGCAGUUUUUCCAGGCUCUUCAGUCUGAGAUUGGCGUUGAUCUAGAAAACAUUGUCUACUACAAAGACGACACCCACUAUUUUGUGAUGACUGCAAAAAAGGCCAGCUUGUUAAAGAAAGGAGUCAUAAAGCAGGAUUUCUCUGAUGCCGAUAAGCUCCUGGCUCCCUCAAAUGUGAAUCAGGAGGCACUGCAGGAUUACGCAUUCGAAGCAUGUGAUUUCUCCACAGAGCACUUGCUGCCCAACCUGGAAUUCGCCAAGAACCACAAAGGCCAAGCGGACGUGGCCAUGUUUGACUUUACCUGCAUGCAGAGGGCAGAGAGCGCCUCUCUGGUGAAGGAGAGGAAUGGCAAGAGGCUGCUCAUCGGGCUGGUGGGAGAUUCUCUGGUAGAGCCUUUUUGGCCUUUGGGCACUGGCAUUGCUCGUGGUUUUCUGGGUGCGUUUGAUGCAGCGUGGAUGGUCAGGAGUUGGGGAAAAGGUGUGCAGCCCAUGGAGGUUCUGGCAGAGAGGGAAAGUGUGUAUCAGUUGCUUUCUCAAACAACUCCAGAAAACACCAGCAAGAACUACAUGGCCUACAGCAUUGAUCCAAGCACACGAUACCCGAACAUCAACCUGUCCUCCAUCAAACCCAGACAGGUCAAGCGUCUGUAUGAAGCAGAAGAGCAGGAAAGCAAACCAAACAAACUGAAGAAACCUGACAUAAAAGCUAAACCUAGAAAAGACUCUAUGAAGCGUCUGGAGGAGCUGUUGUCCUGGUGUCAGAAGAAUACAGUGGGAUACGAGCAUGUGAAGGUCAAAGAUCUGAGCGAGUCUUGGAGGUCUGGUCUGGCUCUCUGUGCUCUCAUCCACAGCUUCAGACCUGAGCUUGUUGACAUGUCGGCUCUGGAUGAGUAUAAUAUCAUCAAGAACAAUAAGUUGGCUUUUGAUCUGAUGGAGAAAGAGUUCGGCAUCACCCCCAUCAUGCGGCCCGGCGAUAUGAUGACCUGUGGUAAAAUCGACCAGCUGUCCAUGGUGGUUUACCUCACACAGAUACGCAACGCUCUUACUGAGAAAGACACACCAGCAGCGCAGUCCAACACACUCUCCCUGUCCAGAAAGCGUUCAGCCGUUGCCUUCCUCAACACACUCAAACGCAACUCUCUGCAAAGACAUAAGGAUCGACUGGCAUCCGUGAAAGGACCAAGACAGCAAAACAUGAAGGAGAAAGAAGAGAAGAAGGAUGUGAAAGAGGAAAGUCUCUCCUCAGAGACGAGUGCAUGUGAACCCUGUUAUUUCUGCAAGAAGCAUCUGUAUGUGGUGGAGAGAGAAAGUGCAGAGGGAAAGUUCUUCCAUCGCAGCUGCUUCAACUGUUUUCAGUGCGGCUCCACUCUGCGGCAGGGCGGAUACUCUUUUCACUCUGACAAUGGGAGGUUUUACUGCGAGCUGCACUCACUGGCUGAGGAAGAGGAGGGUGAUGAAGGUCAUGGAGGCGCACAGAAUCAUACUGAGAACGGAAGUAAGGAGGACAAAAAUGGAGAAACAACAGCGGCUUCAUCCCCACCUGCGCAUCUCUCAAUAAAGCGUAAGGGCUCGUACAAGAUCUCUGUUGACCCUGACUUUGAUGAAUCAACUGAGUUUCCUGCUCCAGACCAAGAUGAACCACCUGAUCUUGAGGAGUCCCAUCAACCUCCCAAACCUUCAGAGCUCAGUGCGGAAAACACAAACAUGGAAAACCAACAACACAACAUCAAUCCAGUUCCUGCCCCGCGUGGCUCCAGAGCUCCGCUCCCGAAACCUCGCACUGUCCAUAAUGUGGUGCACGAACCCUGUAAUAUUCCAGAGGAAGCAGAGCAGAUUCCUGAGGAGCCCAAACCCAAACCGUCCCUGCGCAAACUCCAGCAGAGCGAAGAGGAGAAGGUGGAUCUGUUGAGCCAGGAUUCAGACUCUGAGACACGGGGCUCGUCUUCUGCCGCCUCCACCUCCUCCUCAUCCAAACAGCAUGAAGAGGAGGGCUACUGGAGCGGAGGCACGACGUGGGGGAAGAGCCAUCGUGAGCAACGAAACCGCCCCUGCAUAAGGAGGAAGAGUGAACCUCCGCUGCCGCUGACUGGCCAUUCUCAGCACGGAAAGAUGCGCUCCAAGUUUUCCCCGUGGAAUCUGUCUUCACCGCGGCUCCAGCAGCGAUUCAGCGUUCACAGAGUUCCUGCAGGUCAAAGUCAGCCAGAUCAGUAUGUAUCAGAAGAUGAUAAUGAAGAUGAUGAAGAUGAGGAUGAAGAGGACCUUCAGGCUGAACAUUAUUUGGAUUGCGAGGGAGCUGAUUUUGAAUUUUCGGAUUCAGAGAAACGCAACUUAAAGAGGAUGAAAACUCUGGAGCGGAAAGCAAAAAUGACUGAAAUCCAGCGUUUCCACAAAGCUCAGUCGAUUCAGAGACGUCUGGAAGAGAUCGAAGUGACCUUUAAAGAGCUGGAGGAGAAAGGAGUGGAGCUGGAGCGAGCUCUGAGAGGAGAGACGGGUACAGGUGACCCUGAAAUCAUUGAUCAGUGGAUUGAACUGGUCCAGGAGAAAAACAACCUGCUGUCAGAGGAGUCUGAUCUCAUGGUGGCGUCUCGACAGCUGGAGCUGGAGGACAAACAGAGCAUGCUGGAGAUGGAGCUGCGCCGCUACAUGGAAAUGGAUGAUUCAGAGAAAAGCCCUGAGCAGCAAAAGCACGAGGCAGAGAUCCUGCAGGAGAUGCUGGACGUGGUAGACAUGAGGGAUUCACUGGUGGCCUUUCUGGAGGAGAAGAGGCUGAAGGAGGUCAAUGAUCAAUUUAAUUCAAGCCUGGAUGCCAAAAGACGUUCAACCACAGCCUCCCAGGUGCACUGGGAGUAAAACGACACACAAACACACACAUCUACUGGCUUAAAAUACACACCACAACACCUUAAUGAAGUUGUUCAUCUGACAGUUACAAUUCUGGCAUCAUUUAUACACUCUCAUGUCAUAUAAAGUCCAUAUAAAUUUCUAUCUUCUGUGAUAUUAUAAGAAAAACACACUGCUAGAUAAUAAAGUUUGAGGUAAGAGUGAACAAAAAGUCCAAAUUGUGUAGAGAACUUCAAAAUUAUUAAAAAUUGCACUAGAUAAACUUAGAAUCAUGAAAAGGUUUAAAAUUGCAUCAAAUAAAUCCGCAAAAAUUCUUUAUUUCCAACAUCUCAAAAAAGCCUAAUCAAGGAAAAAAAAAGAGAGUAAUAGAUGUUAUAAUUAUCAGUUACAAGAACAGAACUAUGAGAUGUAUACUAUGAGAAUUGCAACGUCAAAGGUCUGAAUUGCAAAAUAUUAUAUAUAUUUAAAGAAAAUAGAUCCUAUGUCCUCAGAACAAAAGUUAAAAUUGCAAGAUGUGUAAAAUCCUAAUAAAUGUCAACCAAAUAUAAUAAAAAUAUUAACUAUGACAAACUAAAAUUUGAAAUCUGAGGGGAAAAGUCAAUAUUGUAAAAUGUAAAUUUAAAAUCUUGAAAACAGUGCAAAAUCGUAUGAUGUAAACAUAAAUCUAAAGUUAGAUAUGAAAUUAAAAGUUAGAAUUGUGAUUGUGGAACAGUCAAUCCUCUCAAACCUGUCUGGGUCCAGUCAGAACAACUGGGAGGCUUGUUAAGACUUGGUCCGAAAAAAAAUGAUGGUGCACCCAGGAAAGCACGUCGGUGAUGUUUUUUUUACAGUGCCCUAGAAUCCACAGGAAGU
Molecule: messenger RNA, 4648 nt
Organism: Danio rerio (zebrafish)
Lineage: Eukaryota; Metazoa; Chordata; Actinopteri; Cypriniformes; Danionidae
Source: RefSeq, a predicted model, not a curated record